AUGUUAGCUAGGCAACUAACAACAGAGUCAAGCUCUCUUGUUAGAGAAUUCUCGACUUCUUCAAUUGCACAUGCUAGGAAGUCCUUUCGUAAGGACGUUUCCCACCAUAAGAAUAUGGUCAAGUUCUUUGGUCCUAAGAAUAUCGUGGGUGAAUACCAUAAGAACAUAUACUACUAUCCAAACCAAAGUAAUAGACCAAAUUAUAUUGAUCCUCAAACAAACCCUGUUGUAGGUCAGCGUGGCACUUUUGAAAACACCUCCAGAUCAGUGAGAAGUAGAAAUCCAUCAAUCCAUCCAUUCCCUCAUAAUGUCAAUACCAAGACAAAUUUAAUGUUGUCAGAUUUCUUAAAAGAUGAAAUAGUGAGAGAUGUAAGAGAAAAUGGAUUACACAUUCAAGAAGUAUCACAUAAAUAUGGUAUCAACCAAUUAAGAGUAGAGGCUGUUUUAAAAUUAAGAGCUGUGGAAGAAAGUUUUAACGAAACUUCUGGGUUAGAUGCCCAAGAAAAGAAGGAUUUGCAACAUUUUGCUGAUGUAAUGAAGAGAAUGUUCCCACUUUAUCAAGGUGGUAAUAACGGUGAUAAUUUGACUGAAAUUCCAACUCCAAAGAAGAUGUUGCAACAAAGAUUCUUGACUAUUGCUGAAUCACAACCAUUUGGUCCAUUGGAUGCAGCUAAGGUAUUAGAUUUAGAACCUGCUGUUGACACAUUAAAGGAAUUAAGUAAGGUCAAAUCUAAAGAAGAACGUGAAAAAGAAGUUUCUAGUAAGAAAGAAACUAUGAUUCAACUGUAUUUAAAUUUAUUCUUAAAGAAAGUGAAGACACUGGGUUCCGUUAUGGUGCUGCUAGAAGAGAUAGAAAGAAGGAUAGAAGGAUUGGGUUUGAUCGUUCCGGUAAAAUGGUUUACCUUGUAUAAACUCCUUAAACUUGUAUAUAUUUAG
Spathaspora passalidarum NRRL Y-27907 is the source of this 936-nucleotide messenger RNA. RefSeq names its product mitochondrial 37S ribosomal protein mS45. Gene Ontology annotation, biological process: mitochondrial translation. Lineage: Eukaryota; Fungi; Ascomycota; Pichiomycetes; Serinales; Debaryomycetaceae. Gene Ontology annotation, cellular component: mitochondrial small ribosomal subunit. The transcript is spliced from 3 exons. Gene Ontology annotation, molecular function: structural constituent of ribosome. The record is from RefSeq and is a predicted model, not a curated record. The coding region runs from base 1 to 936 and encodes 311 amino acids.